ACUUCAUUCCCCUUUUCUUUCUUUUGCUUCGACUUGUACACGAUGGGAAUUGACAGGCGUUCAGCCGGCAGAGCGGUUUUGAUUUGACCGGCGUAUUCGGCGUGUUGGAAAUGGAGCGGGUUCAGGGAAAUACUCCGGAUGAGUUAUGGGCAUGGGAAAUGGUUUUCAGGAGGACCUUUACGGGUCAUGAUGUGAGCGCCUGCUUCACGAUUGUCAUUAUUAUUGUCAGACUUUCUUUCUUUCCCUUUUAUAUUUCCGUUCUCCUCUUCUAUUACUAGGAUAUUUGUGACAUGGCUCCCCAAGCGCCGAACAUUUGGGC
Messenger RNA from Aspergillus eucalypticola CBS 122712, 319 nucleotides. RefSeq lists its product as uncharacterized. The transcript has a single exon. Lineage: Eukaryota; Fungi; Ascomycota; Eurotiomycetes; Eurotiales; Aspergillaceae. Bases 111 to 278 code for a protein of 55 amino acids. The record is from RefSeq and is a predicted model, not a curated record.